Melanotaenia boesemani (Boeseman's rainbowfish) is the source of this 1339-nucleotide messenger RNA. RefSeq names its product von Hippel-Lindau binding protein 1 (gene vbp1). Gene Ontology annotation, cellular component: prefoldin complex; cytoplasm. Gene Ontology annotation, molecular function: tubulin binding. The transcript has 6 exons. NCBI's taxonomy places the organism in Eukaryota, Metazoa, Chordata, Actinopteri, Atheriniformes, Melanotaeniidae. The record is from RefSeq and is a predicted model, not a curated record. Gene Ontology annotation, biological process: microtubule-based process; tubulin complex assembly; protein folding. The coding region runs from base 40 to 627 and encodes 195 amino acids.
GCUUGGACGUCAGCAAGGAAGGAGCAGGCUCUCUUCAAUAUGGCGGCGACCAUGGACAACAGCAAUGCCGUACAGGCGACAAAGAAGAAGCACCUCGGUAUACCCGAAGCAGUGUUUGUGGAGGAUGUCGACUCGUUUAUGAAACAGCCCGGCAACGAGACGGCAGACGCAGCGCUGAGGAAGCUGGAUGAACAGUACCAGAAGUAUAAAUACAUGGAGCUCAACCUGUCACAGAAGAAGCUUAGGUUGAAAAACCAGAUCCCACAAAUCACACAGACGCUAGAAAUCCUACGACACAUGCAGAAGAAGAAGGAAACUACAGAGCCCAUGGAAACACACUUCCUGUUGGCUGACAGCGUUUACUGCAAGGCCUCAGUGCCACCCACCAACAAAGUCUGCCUGUGGUUAGGGGCUAAUGUCAUGUUAGAGUACGACAUCGAUGAAGCCCAGGCUCUCCUAGAGAAGAACCUGUCUACAGCAUCUCGCAAUCUAGAGACACUUGAGGAGGAUCUAGAUUUCCUGCGAGACCAGUUCACCACCACCGAAGUCAACAUGGCACGAGUCUACAACUGGGACGUGAAGAGAAGGAGCAAAGAAAACCUCCUGAAGUCGGCCGACAAGUCUUAAUAACCAUGGGACGGCGUCCACAUCCCCUUCCGCUGUCUCACCACCCAUUAAACAAAAAUAAACAAAGUUGUGUGUUCACCCCAGAGCUCGGCAUGUGGAGGAUGUGUCUGAAACACCUCUGCAAGUUUUCACUGUGCUUGAUUUGAACUCAUGGAAGUUAUUUGGAUUUGCAGGUUUCAUCUACAAGGCUGGAGGAAGCGAGCAGUAAUGAUUCAGUUCAUCAGUGUCCUCUUCAUCCAGCCGAGCUCAUACUUCCACCACUACUGUUUUCUGUUGAUUUGUCACUUUUUAAAGUAUUUUUUCAAGUAAAAACUAACAAAAACAAAGACAGCAAAGCAAUUUUGUAUUCUUUUUGAUGGUUUGAGUAUGUUCCUGUUGUGUUUUUUUAGGCCGAUUACAAGUAAAGGUUCUCACGUCUGUACUGAUCUCAUACUUCUGCUUUCUCUUAUCCAGCAAUACAACUGCGUUUUAAGAUGAUUUACCCCUUUGGCUUUGGUUUUCAUCUACUAAAAGACUUAAAGAGGUUCACUAGGAUCAGCCGUGGUCCUGCUUCAAACCCACCUCCGCUUCUCUGUCCUUUGACCGUCAACACUCCACCAUCUCCUCUCCUCGUCCUUGCCGCUGUUCUCUGUAUUUAUUUGUUACUCGCUGUACUCAUUAAACAAUGAAUGAAGUAAAAGAAGAGCAUAUGGGCAAAGAGGUGAGACCUUGA